AUGCCUACUGACGCCUCGAUCGAAUCUGCCUCAACUUCGAAUAACCUUUCGUAUCGAAAAUCCCACAUAAUGGUACCGGAACACAUAGUCCAAGAGGUAAUGGAUGACCCUCGCUUCUCUACUGACCUAGCCUUCUCGACGAAUGCCUUUAACCACGCGCGUCACGCUGUGCGCAACCCCCCUCUCGGGACGCACUCGAGUGUAAAUAAGAUCGGAGCGGAUUACCUCUUCCCCAACUCACCCCGCGCUGACAAGUGGCGUCGCGAGCGUCAUUUUCUGCUGCACAUUGUAGCCGAACUAGGCGAUGUCUUGCUAGCGUACGAGUAUCUCCGUCUCGGACUCGACCCCGACAUCAAGGACUUGCAUGGCAGGACUCCCAUUUGGUUCGCGCUACAGGCUGCUGUCAAAGUACAUACUACACCUGACAAUGUCAUGGCGCCUCAAGAAAAGGUCAAUCGUCUGGCGCGGUAUACCAGGGUCGCACGGCUUCUCAUCGAACAACACAUCGAUGUUAACCAAUCUCACGAUGGUGUAACGCCUUUGAUUCUUGCAUGUAAAGCACGCGACUGGGAAACGAUCUCUUUGCUGCUAGAGCACGGUGCGAUAAAGAAUUUCGCGACGAAAACAUAUUUUUCGACCGACAAACACCGAAAGAAGUUUAUGGAACUGGUUUCGACAAAGUCUCUGACGGAAGGACAAGAACGCCCUGCCCGCGUUUGCCCAUGUUGGUCUGGCAAAGUUCUCCCAGAGUGCCAUGGCAUUCAAGGGCGUCAUCCCUACCCUCUUUCAUUCCUGUGCGUCUGUGGCUCAAAGAAGUCGCAUGAGAGCUGUUGCGCACGAAAGACUCCGGUGUUCGAAUACUGGGAAGGAACUCACCUCGUACCUUACAGUCUGACAACGGCCGAUAAGCCCGCAAGCUAUCAAAAGCUGGGCCGCGCGAUGCAGUCACUGUACUUUGGCAAAUUUAAGUACCGCCCUGACGGUACACUGCGGGAUCUUGACAGCUUUCCAGACGUGCCUUUCGCUGCUCUGGAUAACGUUACGUUGGAGAUGUUCAGGCAGGAGAUGAUUAAGUUGAAUUUAGUCGACCCAGCGUUUGCAUAUGCGAUGUCAAAGUAUAGGUUCCCACUUCCGUCCAAUAGAAACGCCGGGGUUCGAAAUUGGAAAACUGGACAGCAGGUUAAUUGGAAUAGAACCGUCGACGAAUACAUCGCGUCCGGAGUGGAUUCGCGUCCAGUGUUUGAGAUCGAAAGAGCGGCCAAGAUAGGUCAGUGGGGAGGUCCUCUUGUUAGGGAAUGUGAAGGUCCCGAAUGUGGCAAGCUGGAGUUCAGGGACGUUCAAAAGAUGCUAAAAUGCUCCAGGUGCCACAUUACCCCAUACUGUUCCAAAGAAUGCCAAACCGCAGAUUGGAAGAAUCAUAAAUCAUUAUGUGGCACAGAGAAUCAAAUCACACCGUUCCUUCCGUCUCAAGAUAAUAUCAAUAAUUAUAUGAUAAAGGAGCUGUCAAAGGAGCCCGAAUACAAAGAAUACAUGUCAAAUUGGGAGUAG
This is a messenger RNA of Psilocybe cubensis, 1548 nucleotides long. RefSeq lists its product as uncharacterized. Bases 1 to 1548 code for a protein of 515 amino acids. The transcript has 3 exons. Gene Ontology annotation, molecular function: protein binding. Lineage: Eukaryota; Fungi; Basidiomycota; Agaricomycetes; Agaricales; Agrocybaceae. The record is from RefSeq and is a predicted model, not a curated record.